GAAACACAGACAAGUUGUAAAAAGGAGUCAAAGGACUAACCCUUCCUUGGAUCUCUUUCUACCUCUUUUCUCCGCGACUGGUUUCAGUUUGAACCUAAGGCAGAGAAGCCAGAGAGUCUCCUCUGCCUUAGAGAAACUCUCACAAUGGCGUUUCAGGACUUUGAUCUCAUCUCAGAGAGGAGAAGGAACGAGAAGAGGCAAAAGGCGAGGAAGAGGAUCAUGAUUGGCGUGGUCUCUUCCGUUGUCCUCGUUGCCAUGAUAGGUGCAGUACUCUUCGUUGUGGUUAGAAACGACAACGAAGCAGGCAACAAAAAAAGCAAUGAAAACAAGUCACAUGGCCAUUCACAACAAUCUACCACCCCCGGCAAGGAUCACGUUGUGGCGCAUUCGAAGAUGGUGAAAUUGGUGUGCAGCUCCGCGGACUACAAGGAAAAAUGUGAAGACCCUCUUAACAAGGCAAUGGAGGAUGACCCCAAACUCACGCAACCAAAAGACCUUCUCAAGGCAUAUGUCAAAUUUGCUGAGGAUGAGGUUAGCAAGGCCUUCAACAAAACCAUCUCCAUGAAGUUUGAAAAUGAGCAAGAGAAAGGUGCAUUUGAAGAUUGCAAGAAGCUCUUUGAGGAUGCCAAGGACGACAUUGCAACCUCCAUAUCCGAACUUGAAAAAAUUGAGAUGAAGAACCUUUCUCAAAGGACUCCUGAUUUCAACAGCUGGCUCAGUGCUGUCAUCUCCUUCCAACAGAAUUGUGUUGAUGGCUUUCCCGAGGGAAACACAAAGACUGAACUUCAGACUCUCUUCAACGAUUCCAAGGAAUUCGUUAGCAACUCCCUUGCCAUUCUGUCUCAGGUUGCAUCGGCUCUUUCAACAAUCCAAACACUAGCACGCGGCAGCCGUUCGUUGCUGUCUGAGAACAGCAACUCCCCAGUUGCUUCUCUAGACAAAGCUGAUGGCCUUCCUUCUUGGAUGAACCAUGAGGACCGAAGGGUAUUGAAGGCUAUGGAUAACAAACCUGCACCUAAUGUCACCGUGGCUAAAGAUGGCAGCGGAGACUUCAAAACCAUCUCUGAAUGUUUAAAUGCUGUCCCUCAAAAUUUUGAAGGACGUUAUGUGAUUUUUGUUAAAGAAGGAGUAUACGAUGAGACUGUGACCAUAACAAAGAAAAUGCAAAAUAUAACCAUGUAUGGUGAUGGAUCCCAAAAGAGCAUCAUCACUGGCAACAAAAACUUUAGGGACGGUGUCAGGACUUUCCUAACUGCAAGUUUUGUGGUAGAGGGAGAUGGAUUCAUAGGCCUAGCAAUGGGAUUCAGAAACACUGCAGGCCCUGAUGGCCACCAAGCAGUGGCUGCAAGAGUGCAGGCGGAUCGUGCAGUGUUUGCCAACUGUCGGUUCGAGGGCUACCAAGACACUCUAUACACCCAAGCCCACAGACAAUUCUACAGGAGCUGCAUCGUUACAGGAACAAUCGAUUUCAUCUUUGGCGACGCAGCUGUCGUGUUCCAGAACUGCAUCAUGGUAGUUAGGAAGCCAUUGGAAAACCAGCAGAACAUGGUGACUGCUCAAGGGAGAGUCGACAAGCAACAAGUCACUGGAAUUGUGCUGCAGAAAUGCACAAUCAAGGCUGAUGAUUCACUGGUUCCAGAGAAGGACAAGAUCAGGAGCUACCUUGGGAGGCCGUGGAAGGAGUUCUCGAGAACAAUUGUGAUGGAAUCGGAAAUAGGUGACUUCAUUCACCCCGAUGGAUGGACAGCUUGGGAGGGAGACUUUGCUCUCAAGACAUUGUACUAUGCUGAGUAUGGCAACACAGGACCUGGUGCCAGCACCAAUGCUAGGAUCAAGUGGCCUGGUUACCAAGUCAUUAACAAGGAUGAGGCUAGCCAGUUCACUGUGGGAUCUUUCUUGAGAGGCACAUGGCUCCAGAACACGGGCGUGCCUGCCACGCAAGGCUUGUACAAUUAAACGCCUUUGUUUCAAAUUUCAUACCACUUGAGUUCUUGCUUCAGCCUUUGAGCUGCUGCUGCUACAUGUUAAUUAGGCACACCGGAAAAUAAACUUGAUGGUCUUGCUCAUUUUGAUGAA
Molecule: messenger RNA, 2076 nt
Organism: Glycine soja
Lineage: Eukaryota; Viridiplantae; Streptophyta; Magnoliopsida; Fabales; Fabaceae
Product: putative pectinesterase/pectinesterase inhibitor 45
Exons: 3
Coding region: 145-1956 (603 amino acids)
Biological process (GO): cell wall modification
Molecular function (GO): pectinesterase inhibitor activity; pectinesterase activity
Source: RefSeq, a predicted model, not a curated record